Molecule: messenger RNA, 4725 nt
Organism: Poecilia latipinna (sailfin molly)
Lineage: Eukaryota; Metazoa; Chordata; Actinopteri; Cyprinodontiformes; Poeciliidae
Product: transcription factor Sp5-like
Exons: 1
Coding region: 1-873 (290 amino acids)
Biological process (GO): regulation of transcription by RNA polymerase II
Molecular function (GO): DNA-binding transcription factor activity, RNA polymerase II-specific; RNA polymerase II cis-regulatory region sequence-specific DNA binding
Source: RefSeq, a predicted model, not a curated record
AUGGCCCCCAGCACUGCCCUCAGCACGCACCAGAUGACUUUCACGGUGCCCAAGGUGCAGUUUCCUGGGCACAUGCAGUCCGGCCUGGGUCACCACCAUCAUCAUCACCACCACCAUCCUCAUCAUCACCACCACGAGCUGCCUCUGACCCCACCGGCUGAACCUGCGUCCUCCUACUCCUUCGAACUGUCCCCUGUUAAGGUGCUGUCUUCGCAGCCGCAGUCCAGCAGCCCCUAUUACCCCCAACACAACGGCGUGGGGCAAAACUUCCCCAGCUUCCUGCAGAACUCCUCCGCCAGGCAUCACCUUUCGGGCGGCCACGUGGAGGACGGGCAGCAGUGGUGGAGCCUACCACAAACCAACAGCGCUCCAGGCAACCACCCCUUCUCCCUGGGCAGGCAGCUGGUUUUGGGUCACCAGCCGCAGAUAGCCGCUCUCCUCCAGGGCACCUCCAAGGGUUUGCUGAGCUCCACGCGCCGUUGCCGGCGAUGCAAAUGUCCGAACUGCCAGACGAACAGCGGGGGGCUGGAGUUCGGCAAGAAGAGACUGCACAUCUGCCACAUCCCGGAGUGCGGCAAAGUGUACAAGAAGACGUCCCACCUGAAGGCGCACCUGCGCUGGCACGCCGGGGAGAGGCCCUUCAUCUGCAAUUGGCUCUUCUGCGGCAAGAGCUUCACGCGCUCGGACGAGCUGCAGCGGCACCUCCGCACGCACACCGGGGAGAAGAGGUUCGGCUGCCAGCAGUGCGGCAAGAGGUUCAUGAGGAGCGACCACCUGUCCAAACACGUGAAAACCCACCAGAGCAGGAAGGGUCGGUCCGGGCAGCCCCCUCAGGGCACAGACCCAAUGCUCGCUAGUAUUAAGAGAGAGUGAUCUGCUUCAUACAGAUUAAAAUAAAGCAAAAAAUAAAUAAAUAAGUAAAAUCUAUAACUGUGGGAAUCACAUUUACUGCCAUAGAUUUGCACUACAGGGUAAGAGCUCCCUGAAUGUUACUCUUCCUCGUCAGAAUCCUGCUUUUGAACUAACCUGGACUCUUGUGAAAAGACUUUGGUUGAGUGAAAUUCUGAUUGUUUUUUGACCCUAAAGAUGAAGCUUUUGCAGUCAUAUAGCGAUAGUUCAGCGUGAAGGAUUAAAGAGCCUUUGAUAUUCAUUAUGUAAAUCUUAUUUAAAUUUCAACUGGUGUGAAAGUCUAUUUUUUCAGACUUCAUUGUGUAAAUAUUUGACUAUGUUAAACAGCUGAUGAUAGGGUUCUCUACCUUAAUAUGUGCUCUAAUGAAUUAAGUUGAAUUUAAAUGUAUGCCUUAGCUGAAAAACUGCAGUUAUCUCAGAAACUAUUGGGGGGGGGAUUGCAAAUCGUAACUCGGUUUUCAUUCAGGAUUUGCCCAACUGAAACCCAGAAAUGGUUUGGAAAUUUUAACGCUUUAAUUUGUCUGUUUUUAAGAGGCAAAGCAAUAAAAUACGCUGCAGAUUAAUCCUUUCAAACUUUAAAUUGUUUGUAAGUUAUGUAAAACUAUUCUAAACGACUUUGGGUUUUGGCAGCAUGUAAAUUUGAAUAAACACUGUCAUGAAAAAAAAAGAAAAGAAAAAUAGCUUCUCAUUGCAUCAUUCCUGUGUUUUGUAGAGUUUAACUUUCUCCCCAGUUUUGUCCAUUCGGAGAGAUCUAGCAUUUUGUUUCGAUGGUAAUUUGAUUGCUUUUAGAAUACAACUGCUGUCCAUUGUGAUGCCAGUGUGAAGGAAGAAGCCCCUAAAAAACAUCCAACAUGCUGGGGCUGUUCAAAGAUCUUCACACCUCAAAGUAAAUGAGGAGGGGGGGCCGUUUGUGCCGCCCGCUGCAAUCAAGUUCACAGUCAUAUGGCUUUUUAAUGAGUGUUUUCUUUUUGUUUUUCUCCAAUAGAGAGGAUUGAGUCAACAGCUGCAUCACAGGGGCAGUGAAGAGGAAUUCCCUGUGAAUGGGACCCCUGUUGCCCGAGACCCCUCUGUGGUGACAGGAACUCCCUUUGAUUUUGCACCCUUGUGAAAGUUAAUACCCGCCCACCUCCUCCCCACCUCUCCCACCCAAGACCUCCAUAUAUCACGGCCGUGUUACGAUGGGCUCUGCUUUUACAGCCUAGAAUGAGGCUUUAUUCAGAUGGCCAGCCAACCAGAUGUCUGAUCAUCCAGGGGUUUCUUCUCUUUGUUUCAACUUCCUCUGGUGGGGAAGCGAAAAUAAGUGAAAUUUAUCGGGGGUCCCACAGUGGAGGGACCACUGUACUUUAUUGCUGCCAUCGGUUUAUUUUCAUGAAAUCAGAGGGACAGAAACCCCCUGGGCUAAAUCAGAUAACCUGAAACUUAUUCCAGAAAAAAAGCCCUGGCAUGUAGUUGAAUCGAUUGUAUGAGUGAGUGAAAAAGACUUCUUUUUCUUUAGCUCCAUUAAUCUCUCAGGUUAAAAUGUCUAAUGGUUCAUAUGUUAACCAUACGUUAAGAUGCUUUUUCACUCACUUCAGGAAAAUUUUCUCCUCAGAAACUAAUUUACCUACCUACCUAGUUGCUUCUUGUGCUUGUUUGUACACCAGGAUCCAAAACUGGACCGUUUGCGUACAUUAUGUCCCCUGAUUCUGGGCCGUUUCUCCUCCUACAGGAGUGCUGGUGAAAUAUAUGGGGACAUAGAUCUCCAUCCACUGCAACAGCAGAGUCCACCAUGUGACUGAGAGCAGUGCGGUCAGACAAGUGCUGCACAGAUAUCAAAAGUCAAGUGCUGUCAAUCCAAACUCUGUGGAAAUUAGCUCUAUUUCUAUUAAUGAAAGCAGUAAUUUCCAGCAAUGACAACAUAACUGAUGGUAAUGUCACGGUGACAUUUUAAAAGUUAUUUAGAGUCAUUCCAGUCACCGCAACAGAAACUCACGGCCGGUGUAGACAUGCAGAGUUCUUGCAACAUUCAGUCUGCAGAACUUGUUGCUAAUGCAAAUCUGACCAGCUGAUUUUAUUCAUGUCUUUGAAAGGUAAAACUCUGAACGGUCGGGAUCAAACACUGAAGCGGAGAUAGCAGCACUUAGGGAAGCCAUUUUAAGGGAUAUCAUUAAUUAAGUAAAUAUCUGUUAAUGUUACAACAGGCCAGAUGCAUAUAAAAACACAUUUGAGUUCACAAAUAAAUUUAGAGUUCACAGGUAAACAAAAAAAAAAAUAAAAAUUUUUAAUUGUAAAAAUGUUGCAUGACAAAAUCGUUGCAUUAUUUUUGGAAGAAACUGAAGAGACCGGGACACAUAAACCCACACAUUUUGCUCAGUUUCAAAAAAGACACUUUUAUUUUAUAUGAUACAACUCUUUCUAGUCGCUCAAAUGUGACACCAACCAGCCUUCUCUCUGUGUUACACCUUUUACUUUUGGUUCUCUGUAGAGGUAUUCCAUUGUGUGUUUCAUGCAAAACUGACUGAUCAGUCAUUCCAAUGAAAGCUCUGUAAAAUAAACAGAAGUUAAAAUCAGCUAACGUCCUAUCUUUCUGGAUUGUUUUGUUUUCAAAGUGAAUGAUAGUGGUAGUCUGUUUUGUUGUUUUUGUGAAAAGAUUUCCAAGUAUCUUGGACGGGAGCUCUGAAAUGUGAGGCCUUUUGAUCUUUGGUGCAGCUGUAUGAUCUAACUGAACUGGAGGCGAAAGUCUUUAGGGACCCCUAGCGGCCACAAAUAGGAGAGCUUUUCUCCUUUUGCAGCUCCUGUUUUUGAAAUGCUAACAGUAAUUAAUAUCCUUGAUUCUUCUUUUUUUUUUUUUUGAACGAGGAAUGGCAAGCCGAACCCUAUAGUAAGGACACAAAACAUCCUAAUUGCUGAGCUGCUGUUGUUAUUGGCACUUUUUAGGAAGAAGAAUCAUGCAAACAUCCAGCUGCAUUGAUGAGAGUUCUUGGCAUACCAGGGUCAUAGUUCAUCCUUCAAGUGGCUGUGUUAAAGUACAUUUUCUUUAUGGUAUGUACAGUAUAAGAUCCAUGAGGGCAAAAGUUAUAGAACGAGGGUCUUGACAUGACAAGAAUUGACUUAUAGUAUAACUUACUUUUUAAAACAAAAAUCAAUUCUUAUUUAAGGAUAACAAAAGAUAGGCGUAAUGUGGCAUUGCUCCAGUCAGUGACCUAGGAGAUUAUGCAUGCAACACUUUGGGUGAGUCUCUAUGGAUGCGUUUUUUCAACUCUUGAGGAGUUGCCCAAAGAGGGGAAAAAGAAGCAUGGGCUGACGUCAUACCCACAGAGAACCUCCAGAGGGCUCCCUCAUGCCUUCUUGUCCAGAUCAAAGGGAGGCCGGUCAAACAGAAUAUUGGAGCACGCAGGGCGCCCCUCAACACUGUUGCAACAAAGAAAGUUCCUCACUUUUCAAUUAAAUUUGAGCAAAUAAAGUUCUUGCGAUGACCCCCUCAAAUGUUCUGGCUUUCCUGUUCUUGUUAACAUAGACAGCACACUCAGGUGUCAGCAGGGAAAAUAAGAAAAAUAAAAUAAUAAAAAUCAUAUGGAUAUAAAUGGGGGUCUCUCCUUUGCAGGGUAUCAGAAUGAAACUUAAAGAAAUUUCCCAGAGGAAACAAGAAGAGGCGCUCCUUGCCUGCUCUCAUGCACACCCACAUAUCCACAAGUCAUUUUUCACAAACACACAUUCAGGCACACACUUAGCUCCAGUGAUUGCCCCAAUUAGGAAUGGAAUCAUCCAAGAUUUCGCUCCAUCCCUUUCAAAGAGAGGAAUACAAACUCUUCAAAAGAAAACAAACAAACAAACAAA